This is a messenger RNA of Penicillium waksmanii, 717 nucleotides long. RefSeq lists its product as uncharacterized. The transcript has a single exon. Bases 1 to 717 code for a protein of 238 amino acids. The record is from RefSeq and is a predicted model, not a curated record. Lineage: Eukaryota; Fungi; Ascomycota; Eurotiomycetes; Eurotiales; Aspergillaceae.
AUGGCUUGGAUCUCCUACGCAAAUUUUCCCGGGUCUUUAGAGGCUUCUGGCCAGACAAGCGAUACUAUCAACAGCGGCUCUAUCCACACUAUUUUCACUCGAGAUAUAAAGACUUCGGACCACUCAGCAUCACCUUGGAACAAUCACACCCUCGGAAACAAGAUUGACACGGAUGAUAAGAAAGAUAUGAUCUCGUUAAAAGCCUGUUCUGAAUAUGGCUCUUCGGUUGCCGCUCGACCUUUGAAGAGGAAAAAGGUUGCAGAGGUCCACUCAGCAGCUCGACCAAAGAGCUCUCUUCUUCCUACGCCCUAUCCAUUUCCUCCUACUAUUUCCGAUCAACUGUCUCUGGUCGACUACUAUGACCCGGCCUUUCUGAUCCAACCCCUCAAACUUCCAGAACCCAGCCACUCGAUAAUCAACAUACCAAAUCAACCAUUGCAGCAUCAGGAAGCGUGCGACAGUUGUCUCCAGAACCCCAUCUUCGACACCUCGGCCCAAUACUGGCCAAUGCUCGAUCCAAUCUGCCAUCUCACCCCCAACAUUGGUGUACCACAAUCCCAACCACUUGCCCCAGAUUCACGAUUUAAUAUGCACUUUCCCUUGAUGCCGCUUGAUAGCAUGGCUGCUCCCAGAACACCAGUCUGUUCACUCCCAAAUCCAAUAACACCGAAGGCGGAAGCGGCUCAUAACCCGACUCGGAGUUUUAGGUUGGCCUGA